Molecule: messenger RNA, 1222 nt
Organism: Lolium perenne
Lineage: Eukaryota; Viridiplantae; Streptophyta; Magnoliopsida; Poales; Poaceae
Product: folate-binding protein 1
Source: RefSeq, a predicted model, not a curated record
UUGCUGUUGACUUGUCUGGUCUCCACACGCCGCGAGCGAAUCGACGGGAUUCCCCUCCCUCGCCUAUCCGCUCCACCGGAUCGCACCGGCCGGCCCGCCGCUCGCCGCCGCGAGAACCUGCCGGCGGGCAGGUUGGCCCCCGAUGAGCCCUUCUCCGCCGCCGCGUCCGGCUCCCACUUACCGGCUGCUGCUACUGCUGCUCUUCUUCUCGCCAAUCGCGUCGGCUGGACAACCGAAAGGCGUAUGUGUUUCGCCUGGCGGACGGUUCCCUGCUUUCUCAUCCGAAGGCAAACCUCCGGGAAAAGCAGCAAAGGGGCGCAAAGAUCUAGCACUAUGUAGGAUAUUCCGCCAGAACACGUGUUGUGACGUGACGCAGACGUUUCCUGCCCUGGUUUCAGUGAGAAGGCUCUCGUCAACUGGCGAGGGCAGUGGAGAAUGCCUUCAUUUGUGGGAGUUGCUCGAGUGCUCGAUUUGCGAUCCACGGGUGGGUGUCAGGCCUGGACCUCCUGUUAUAUGCGCGUCAUUCUGUGACAUGGUUUUCGAAGCUUGCUCGGAGGCAUACUUCAGCGUUGAUAUGAAAACACAGGCCUUAUCUCCUUGUGGUUUAGGUGACAUCCUUUGUGGCAAAGCAAAUAAGUGGGUUUCUAACGGCACAGAGCUAUGUCGCCUAGCUGGUUUCUCUGUUAAAGUUUCUGAUACCAGUCCUAGUGAAGUCGAUGAUUUCUGCUAUGGUGGGAAAGCAAGUUUGGAUUCCAUCUCAGGUACAUGGACACCUUCAAAAGAAUGUCCAACAUUACAUGGUGUGACCUCUUGGGGUCUCAAAGAUUUUCAGAUAUGGACCAAAGAAAUGCCUGUUGGUGAAAGAAUUUCGUGGGCAAUAGGAGGAAUGGUUCUUACAGCAGGCCUUAUUUUUACCAGCAAAAGAGAGGCCUACAGGCGUCGUCGAAAGCAAGCUUCUGUUGCUCAAACUGUGAGAAAAAAAUGGACUGAGGAGCUAACCCGUGCCAACUCAAACAAUGCUAGGAAGACAUAGGCACCUGUAGCAUUACUAAUAGAUGAUCUCUUGGAUUUGUACUUAUGCCGCUCUGUGGUUAUAUUCUGAUCAACUAUGAACGAUAGGGUUGUAGGCUAUCCUUAUUGUUCCGUGUGAAAGAAAAGCUGAAGUGGUAUAUAUGAAUUGUACUUGAGAUUCUUUUUGAAUGCAAUUUUUAGUUCCGCUUGA